AUGAAAAUUCCUGACCGCUUACAAUGUGCAUCUUGCAAGUUGAAUCUUCCCGACACUUUGCCAUCCUCGGUUCCUCGACACUGCAUGGUCCUGGAUAUUGACAGGAGCACUUAUAUAUCGUCCCAAGGCUUCAACGACCAAGUGGUCAAUGAAAAACUUAAAUCCAUUGUCGCGCGAUCGUUAUCGGAGGAGGCAAGUUCGAAAAUCACGGUGUUUGGUGACUCAAAUUUGUUGUACUCUAUAUCUAGAACCUUUAGUGUACUGGAUUCUUCAGCAAGAGGCAAGCUUCGCAAAUACUCCCUAAUUCUCACCAGUGAUGACCAGAGCACUUUACUUAAACAUUCAAAUCAAAUUUGCAUGUUCUUCCAUUACCUUAUCAGAUCAUUGAAGAAAAAAAGACUCCUGCUAACGGAUGCCAGUGCAAGUUUAAAUUACCAAUCCCCUAAUAAUACUAAUAAUAAGAACUACCACGAAAACUAUUCAACCAAUACCAUCAACUCAUUCAACAGUUCUAUCAAUGAUUCGCAUGACCCCACAGUAUCAAUCUAUCGUGGAUCAGUCCGACGGGACUCUCAGCGCGCCAGAUCAUCGCUGAAAAGUUCAUCUGCAUCAGAAGAUGAAGAUACAUCACCGCCAUUGGAAUCGCUCAGAACCCAAACUAUCAUUCUUAGAAACCUUCUGGAAAUCUUGGAUGACGAGCAGAUCUACAUCAGAGUCCAUGCGGUGGCCGUCAGGUUCCUAAAUGAUUUAUACCGGAGUCAGUGA
Messenger RNA from Saccharomycopsis crataegensis, 765 nucleotides. RefSeq lists its product as uncharacterized. Lineage: Eukaryota; Fungi; Ascomycota; Saccharomycetes; Ascoideales; Saccharomycopsidaceae. Gene Ontology annotation, biological process: positive regulation of TORC1 signaling. The coding region runs from base 1 to 765 and encodes 254 amino acids. Gene Ontology annotation, cellular component: cytosol. The record is from RefSeq and is a predicted model, not a curated record. The transcript has a single exon. Gene Ontology annotation, molecular function: GTPase activator activity.